This is a messenger RNA of Terrapene triunguis (Three-toed box turtle), 442 nucleotides long. Its product is annotated as protein lin-7 homolog B. NCBI's taxonomy places the organism in Eukaryota, Metazoa, Chordata, Testudines, Emydidae. Gene Ontology annotation, biological process: maintenance of epithelial cell apical/basal polarity; protein localization to basolateral plasma membrane; neurotransmitter secretion. The annotation marks the transcript as partial. Gene Ontology annotation, cellular component: synapse; cell-cell junction; basolateral plasma membrane. The transcript is spliced from 2 exons. The record is from RefSeq and is a predicted model, not a curated record. Gene Ontology annotation, molecular function: L27 domain binding.
CGCCCUGCGUCUGUGCCCCCAGGCCACGGUGGCGGCGUUCGCGGCGAGCGAGGGCCAUGCGCACCCCCGGGUGGUGGAGCUGCCCAAGACAGACGAGGGGCUUGGCUUUAACAUCAUGGGGGGCAAGGAGCAGAACUCGCCCAUCUACAUCUCCCGCGUCAUCCCCGGCGGCGUCGCCGACCGGCACGGCGGUCUCAAGCGGGGGGACCAGCUGCUGUCCGUCAACGGCGUGAGUGUGGAAGGGGAGCAGCACGAGAAGGCUGUGGAGCUGCUGAAGGCGGCCCAGGGGACGGUGAAGCUGGUCGUUCGCUACACGCCCAAGGUGCUGGAGGAGAUGGAGGCCCGGUUCGAGAAGAUGCGCACGGCCCGCCGGCGCCAGCAGCACCACAGCUACUCGUAAGCCCCCCCCCAUAAGAACGGCCGUACUGGGUCAGACCAAAGG